AUGCCCACCACUGCCACAGGAAAGUCGGCGAUGUCACACCCCAAUGGAAAAGCGCCCCAGCACACGUGGGAGUACGACUCCCCGAUCAGAGACGGCGUGGAGCUUCUCGAGGAGCAGGCCUACGCUGCUGAUGUGGAGGGCCCGAAAAAAAAAGUGUCACCCGCCUCGGAAGACUCGGAGAAACGAGUGGACCCGUUCGAUUUUUCAGUCAACAGCCCAGAACAGCGCAUCGCUCGCAUGGACCGCGAGCGGGCGGAGCGCGUGCAACGGCGUCGAACGGGGCUCAACUUCUUUCAGCGGUGGUUUAGUUACAUCCUCCCCUACGGCGGCGUCAUGGCCUCUGGCAUCAACCUCGCUAGCUCUUGCAUUGGGGCGGGCAUUAUCGCGCUGCCCUCCGCCUUCAACGCCGCAGGCAUUAUCGUGGCCUUGAUCUACAUGGUCGUCAUUGCCUACCUGACCGUGUACUCGUACAUACUCCUCGCCAUCGUCGCAAAGAAAACGGGCCUGCGCAACUACGAGCAGAUCGUGCGCACGCUGAUGGGCCCCGGCGCGGGCUACUUCCUCGCCUUCUGCCUCUGGUUUCUCAGCUUUGGUGCGGAGGUGUCGUACGCGAUUUCGCUGAAGGAUGUGCUAACAGCAUUCCUGGAUGCGUCCGAGACUGCUCCUGCGUACCUCCAGACGCUUCCCGGCCAGCGUGUCAUGACGUUUGUGCUGUGGCUCGUGGCCAUGCUGCCGCUGUGCCUGCCGAAGGAGAUCAACACGCUGCGCUACUUCUCCUGCGUCGCCAUCUGCUUCGUCGUGUACUUUGCCAUCACCAUGGUGAUACACAGCGGCAUGAACGGCCUGCAGGAGAAGCCCCGCCCUGUUGUGAAACUCUUCAACCAGGGCAACACCGCCAUUGGUGGCCUGGCGACCUUUCUCUUCGCCUUCAUCUCGCAGCUCAACGCGAUGGAGGUGGCGGGCGAGAUGCACAAUUUUUCGGUGCGCCGCAUGUCGAUAGCGUCUGCGAUUGGAGUUUUCAUUUGCUUCGUGCUGUACUUCUUUGCUGGCCUCUUUGGGUACCUGGACUUCGGCCCGAAGGUGACCGGCUCCGCGCUGAAGCAGUACAACCCCGUCAAGGAUGCAAUGAUGGGCGUCGGCUACGGUGGUCUCAUGUUGAAGCUGUGCGUCGGCUACGGUCUGCACAUGAUCCCGGUUCGUGAUGCCAUCUACUACGUGUGCCAGACGAACGUGCACGAGAUCGCCUGGUGGAAGAACGCGUGCGUGUGCGGUUCGAUGGCCUUAUUAUCGCUCAUCUGCGGUCUCUUCGUGCCUCGCAUCAACGUUGUCUUCGGCCUAGUUGGCGGCUUCGCAGGCGGCUUCAUUGGUUACAUCUACCCAGCGCUUAUGGUGAUGUACGCCGGCAACUGGACCUUCUCGACUGUUGGUAUCUUCCACUACGUCUGCACCUACCUGCUGCUUUUUGCUGGCGUCAUUGCUGUCGUGUGGGGUACCAGCGCCGCCAUUUUCGACGAGGUCAUGGCACAGCGCGGCUAA
This is a messenger RNA of Leishmania mexicana MHOM/GT/2001/U1103, 1536 nucleotides long. RefSeq names its product putative amino acid transporter aATP11. Gene Ontology annotation, biological process: amino acid transmembrane transport. Lineage: Eukaryota; Euglenozoa; Kinetoplastea; Trypanosomatida; Trypanosomatidae. Bases 1 to 1536 code for a protein of 511 amino acids. The record is from RefSeq and is a predicted model, not a curated record. Gene Ontology annotation, molecular function: amino acid transmembrane transporter activity. The transcript has a single exon.